AUGCAGCUCGCCCGUUUUUAUACUGCCGCCCUCGCCGUCUUGUCAUUUGCGCCGAGCAAUGUCUUUGCUCUACCGGCAACUACUCAGCCCAACAAUAUCCUUGCCGGCCUGCCGACUCAGCCUGCCAACCCUCCCCCCAAAAUCCAGUAUGACCUCUGCAAAGUUCUUCUUUGGAAAGACAAGAAGGAGAAAUUUGGAAACGAGGGAAUUAGCUCUGGAUUUGGAUCACCGGGAAAUACAGUAAGAGUGUGGAUGCACCCGGGACUGGCAGCUGUUUUUCAACUAUCAGAGGAGGGCUGCGAAGGAAAGUUUAUUGGCGGCGAGCUAGACCAAGGCAAAACCCGAACACCUUUGAGCAAAGGGGACCCUAGGCUUAUGGAAGCACUCAAAGAUUACAAGGGAGCAGUAUUUCCCGAGCCCCAUGGAGAUGCGACAAUGAUAAAAUGGUAG
Molecule: messenger RNA, 450 nt
Organism: Pyricularia oryzae 70-15
Lineage: Eukaryota; Fungi; Ascomycota; Sordariomycetes; Magnaporthales; Pyriculariaceae
Exons: 1
Coding region: 1-450 (149 amino acids)
Source: RefSeq, a predicted model, not a curated record